AUGGGAUCAACAAACCACUCAAACCUUCUGCACCUAGCGCAGACUGUUCAGCAAGCUACUGAGACUAUCGUGCAACACCUACAGGCCACCAAGCAGCAGGAACCUUCCUUUGAUCAGAACAGCAAGGCUAUUCAAGGCGAUGCCGAUAUUCACUCCACCAGGAUCCAACUCAACGAUGCAGCACAAGACCUCCUCCGGCUGGUCAACGGCCCAGCAAAUGAAUACCGCUCCUUUUUCAUGAGUCACUACACUCUUGCAGCAUACCAGGUUGCGCUUCAUUUCGGCAUUUUCAGACAUGUCCCCCUCGGUGGCAAGAUCAGUAUUUCAGAGCUGGCAUCCAAAGCUGGAAUCGAUCAAGAUCGCUGCCGUAGAGUGAUCAAGCAUCUUGCAACCCAACGCGUUUUCGAGGAAAUCGAGCCAGAUGUGUUCACUCACACUGCAAGCUCAGCGCUCAUCGCAAGAGACAGCGACAUGGAAGCUAUACUCUGGAUGCAAUUUGAUGAAAUGCUCAAAGCAGCGUCCGACGCCGCUGAAUUCGUUCAAAAUGAUCAGAAUGGAUCUGCCGAUGCUGAUUCGCCGUUUUCUACGCGCCAUGGCACACCGCCGUAUCAAUUCUACGCCGAGAACCCUGAGAAAGGCCUCAAUUUCGCAAAGGCUAUGGCUGCGUUGACUCAAAUGGAUCGCUCAAUCUCUGCACUUCGCGAUGGUUUCCAGUGGGCUAAGCUUGAAGCUCCUGGGAAGGUUGUCGAUGUUGGAGGUGCGAGUGGACAUGUUUCUAUGGACCUAGCGGCUGUGUUCCCGAAUCUGACCUUUAUCGUUCAAGACUCCAGCGUUGAAGCUCUGGAAGAUGGAAAAGCAAAUUUGCCAUCUGAGAUUGCAGAGAGAGUCUCGUUUAUGCAACACGACUUCUUCAAGGACCAACCCAUCGCCGACGCAAGUGCGUUCUUCAUGCGUCAGUGUCUUCAUAACUGGAGAGAUGAAGACUGCAUCAAGAUCCUUCGGGCCCUCGUCCCAGCAUUGGAGAAAUGCAAACCUGGUACUCCUCUUCUCAUCAACGAGGAAGUCUUGCCAGAACUGAAUGAGGUUUCAAAGUAUCAGGAACAUUUAUCGAGACAGUGUGAUAUGUGUAUGUUUGUAGUCGCAGGAUCAAAGGAACGGACUAGGGGAGAUUUUGAGAAGUUGCUUAGGGAAGCAGAUUCUAAAUUCAAGGUUGUCAAGGUCCAUAGGAACAGCACGAGUACGAUGGGCCUUAUUGAGGCAUAUCUUAGCCAAUAA
Fusarium redolens is the source of this 1275-nucleotide messenger RNA. Its product is annotated as S-adenosyl-L-methionine-dependent methyltransferase. Gene Ontology annotation, molecular function: O-methyltransferase activity. The record is from RefSeq and is a predicted model, not a curated record. Bases 1 to 1275 code for a protein of 424 amino acids. The transcript has a single exon. NCBI's taxonomy places the organism in Eukaryota, Fungi, Ascomycota, Sordariomycetes, Hypocreales, Nectriaceae.